Molecule: messenger RNA, 2767 nt
Organism: Syngnathus typhle (broad-nosed pipefish)
Lineage: Eukaryota; Metazoa; Chordata; Actinopteri; Syngnathiformes; Syngnathidae
Exons: 3
Coding region: 435-1517 (360 amino acids)
Source: RefSeq, a predicted model, not a curated record
CGAGCAUAGAGGCGGAACAGGAAGCAUCCACAGACAUAGAAUUGGCGGACUCUUUAUCUGUUUACGAAGACGUUAACCUUCCUCAAGAGUCGAUAAACAAAGCUAGAGUUAACCUUCUUCAAGAGUUGAUGAACAAAGUCAGAGUUAAGCGUCGUGACACAGGACAACCUCAAAGAGCGAGAAAGAGCAGACGUACAGCCUUCUACAUACAACACGCGCCAUUCAACCACCAAGUGGUCUGAGUCGACAAGCGAGCCAUCACCACAAGACAAGGCGUCCUAUAAAGUGCAGUGGUAAUUGUAUUUACAAAAAUCGGCUACAACAAUGUUUUAAGGUAAUACGUAUUCUGACAGAUUUGGCCGAAUCAAGAUAGGUCAGAUUUUUUUUUACUACACUGUGUUGUUUCUAUUGUGAUUUUCAUAAAAAGAAAUACAAUGGAGCAUGCUAACCUUACGUCAGCAGAGUCGGAUUUCUUAACAAACGUUGAUGAAUUAGAUUUGCAGCCACCUUGUAAAACAGACCAAAGAAGUGAUACACCUGAGCUAGAUUUGUCAAACAUUAACAAUGAUUUACCGUCAACCAAUGCGUCUACAAGCCAAAUACUAGAUUUGCUCAACAUUGUGAACAAUGCCUUGUUGGAGGGGGGAGACACAGACAGUCCUGAUAUUUUGGCCCACUUACAAGUUGUCGUAAACGAGCUAAACAGUCAAAGCCAGAAUGACGGUAGACAAAGUCCUACACUGAUCCCGUCACAAUUGCUAAACAUGAUAGCAGAAUUAAAUAACCAAGCUAACGGUAGCAGCGGGCGUAACAGUCCUGAUAUUCCUGCUCAACUGCUAAACAUGAUCCAAAAUCUAAAUACGCAGCCUCUGAUUGACCCAAUGACCGUUAAGCCUAUCGAUUUAGCGUUGGUUGUUAUUUAUGACAGCACCCCCGUAUUCCAACAUCGUGACAAUGCUUCUGUAAUAACCGGUGACACGCCACCGCCAUUUCACGAGAUAGAUGGUAUUGAUGACAGCGCACCAGCGUUUCAAGACACACCCCACCAAUCUAACAACAGUUCUGUAUUAACUGAUCAGCGCGGCGGUUCUGUUGUAGUUAAUAGACCACAUUUCAAUAAUAUUGAGGUAAGGCGGCAUUUAAAUAUACCAUCACAAACAAACAGCAAUGAUUUUGCAACCUUUUACCUCCAGAUUGAGGAAAAAAUAGAUGACGUCUUGCGAGAGGUUGAUGUGCAAACACAGCCAUGUGACGUGAUUCAAGUCGAGUUAGUGGCUGGAAAUGAUAGGGCUCACGUUUACCAGCAAAAGAGCGACAUAAACAGUAUCAGAGAUAAUGUAUCGGCUCUGCUUGAACGUCUAGCUCAAUCAAAUGUAGAGCUUCUGGCUGAUGAGAAUUUAGAGCUUAUUGUCCAAAUAGUCACCCCAUUAUGUGGCGGAAUGCGUCGUCGACUGGUGAACAGUACCAACAAAGAAAUUUUGAAGCUGAAAAAAACGACACUUACACAUACCUCGUAAUAAGGACAACAAUCUAUGCUUUGCUCUCUCACUAACCUAUCUGCUAAAUGACACGCUAACAUUAAAACAAGCCAGAAGACAAGCACGACUUUUACCGUUUUUUUCCGUGUAUAGUGCGCCCCCAUGUAUAGUACGCACCCCUAACAAUGGCAUGCUGAUGCUGGAAAAAAGCUUGUACCCAUGUAUAAUACGCACCCAAUUUUUAUGAAUUUUUUUAAAAAAAAAUUUUAAAUUUUUUUUUAAAUUUUUUUUUUUUUUUUUUUUUAAGUCCCAAAGAUCGUCACACACGCAGGGAGGCAAUGGGUCCCAUUUUUAAAGUCUUUGGUAUGGUCUUAACUAGGCUGGAUGUCAUUUUUUUUGUUGGCGUUGAUUUCUCCGACUGCCCCUAAACGCACCACCGCGCUCCGUGCGCACACGGCGGCUCUGUAUGGGAGAGACGUUGAAGAGGAAUAAAAACACCCUUGGAAACCAAAACUUGCCCCUCGUCGUGACUCGGAGCCGCAACAAAUGUUUCGGAUUUGUGUAGGGUACAUUGUGACAGACGGCAAACUAGCAGGUGAUCAGGCGAGCGAGCGUCUGAUACAAGAGCAUUGCGGUCGUAUGGAGCGUGUUUGAAAUGAACAGCAGAGAUGAAAGGAACAAGGCAAAGUGUUGUGAAAUAAAAUAUUACCUGUAAUACGCAUUUUGUUAUUUGCUGAUUGAAACUGCUAAUUAAACUGUGAAUUGAAACUAAUAGGUGGAGAACUGAACUCUCGCUCUUUAUAUAGCUGACGUGUCUUGCGCAACCGUUCUGCGCAUCUGUAAUGGCGGCCUCCGUAUGACGUCCGGUCCGCGAUGGAGAUUAAAAAACAAACAAUAUUUGACAAUAACACACCAUCGAGGAUUGCACCAUCGCGUCAAACGAUGUGUCGUCAAUUAUGAAUUUUACUAAGUGUGUUGGGCAGGAUGGUUGAAUGCGAUGCGCGAUUGACAACAAACAAGAAGAAAGGUGAGUUUUAUUUCGGGGGAGAUUUGUCAUGUCUCGUCCCCAGUUUUGCUAUGUGUCUAGGUUGCCAUAGUUUCUGUUCGUGUCACCCCGCUCUUCCUGUGUCACCUCAAUCGAUGUAACGUGUUUUGUAUUUAAGUCCUGUCUGCCCCUCGCUCACCGUUGGAUCAUUGCAUGUGUUACUGUCAUUCUGUUCCUGUCUUUGGUAAUGUCACCCUGUCUUUUUGUUCCACGACUUUGUCGGUCAGUCCUGUUGUUGGUUUUG